Messenger RNA from Gekko japonicus, 3529 nucleotides. It is a transcript of the gene AKAP17A, whose product is annotated as A-kinase anchoring protein 17A. Gene Ontology annotation, molecular function: RNA binding; protein kinase A binding. Gene Ontology annotation, cellular component: nuclear speck; cytosol. Bases 673 to 2619 code for a protein of 648 amino acids. Gene Ontology annotation, biological process: regulation of RNA splicing. The record is from RefSeq and is a predicted model, not a curated record. The transcript has 6 exons. Lineage: Eukaryota; Metazoa; Chordata; Lepidosauria; Squamata; Gekkonidae.
GUUUUUGUUGUGGUGGUGCUGCUGCUAGGCAGUGUGGGAAGGCCGGUGCCGCGCGCGUCAGCCUUGAGACGGGGUGGGGAGGGAGAGAAAGGACGGCGGCGAUGGCGACUCCGGCCCGGGCUUUCUGAGGCUAGCGUGGCUGGUGCCAAGAGGCGAGGUGGCUAAUCGGCAGAGCAGCCCAUGGCGCGUCCCUCGCAGCCCACACUCUCCCCGCUAGAGCAAAAGCAUUCUAGUUACUGCAAAGACUGGAAUUCUGUUCAUAUGGCUGUGAUUCAUUACGGAACCUUGCAAGCUGUCUGAAGGCAGAGAUUCUCAGAGGGCUAUUGCUGUUUCUGCAUUUUCAGUGUCUUCUCGAACACAAUUAACUUUUGUAUUUCUUUUGCUGUUCCUGCACAGACCGGGUUUGUGCUGCAUUCUUUGUUGCACGCAAAUACAAUGUGGCUAGGAGAGAGAAUCAAUUCAUUCAUGGUCUUUGUGUAAUAUGUUUUGACAGAUUUUAAUGGAACUGAAACCAAGACAGGCCUUGUUUUCAGCCCUCUCACUGCAUGUACACUUCAAAGUCUUAACUGUUAAAAUGAUCAUUUAUUCAAAGAAAGGGACCACUUUCCCCCAGUGUCUUCAAAAUAGAUAAGCCUACAUUUUCUUUUGAUAGCUUUUUUAUUAGUCGCAGGUAUGGCAGCUGCUACAAUAGUUCAUGACCCUUCAGAAGCAAUGGAGCUCUGUGCUCCUUAUGGGCUUUACCUUAAACCCAUUACCAAAAUGACCAUCAGUGUGGCACUUCCUCAGUUAAAGCAGCCAGGGAAGUCCAUUUCUAACUGGGAGGUGAUGGAACGGCUGAAAGGAAUGGUGCAAACUCACCAGUUCUCAACUUUACGGAUUUCGAAAAGCACCAUGGAUUUUAUCCGCUUUGAAGGAGAAGUAGAAAAUAAGAGUUUGGUUAAAUCCUUCUUGGCUUGCCUAGAUGGGAAGACUAUCAAACUCAGUGGCUUCUCAGACAUUCUAAAAGUUCGUGCUGCAGAAUACAAAAUUGAUUUUCCUACUCGACAUGACUGGGACUCCUUCUUCCGUGAUGCAAAAGAUAUGAAUGAGACUCUGCCCGGAGAAAGGCCUGACACUAUACAUUUGGAAGGUUUACCUUGUAAAUGGUUUGCACAGAAAGAUUCUGGCUCAGAAAAACCAAGUGAAGAAGUUCUUAUCAAGGUGUUUAGUAAGUUUGGGGAUAUACGCAAUGUGGAUAUACCCAUGUUGGACCCUUACAGAGAAGAAAUGACUGGCAGAAACUUUCAUACUUUCAGCUUUGGAGGCCAUUUGAAUUUUGAGGCUUAUGUUCAAUACCAGGAAUAUGCAGGUUUCAUUAAGGCCAUGAAUGCUUUACGUGGAAUGAAACUGAUGUACAAAGGGGAAGAUGGCAAAGCAGUGGCUUGUAACAUAAAGGUUUCAUUUGAUUCAACAAAACACUUGAGCGAUGCUUCAAUUAAGAAACGUCAGCUUGAAAGGCAGAAGCUUCAAGAGCUGGAAAAACAGAGAGAAGAACAAAAACGCAAAGAAAAAGAAGCCGAGGAAAGACAAAAAGAAGAGGAAAGGAGACAGAAGGAACUUGAGGAACUGGAACGAGAAAGAAAAAGAGAGGAGAAAUUGCGCAAGAGAGAACAGAAGCAAAAGGAUCGUGAAAUUCGUAGGAACAAGAAAAGGCUUGAAAAAAUGCAAGCUGAAGAGCAGAAAAAACUGCAAGAAAAAAUAAAACUAGAAGAGAGGAAGCUUCUUUUAGCUCAAAGAAAUCUUCAUUCCAUUCGGCUAAUUGCUGAGCUGCUGAGUAGAGCCAAGGCAUUAAAACUGCUGGAGCAAGAACACAAUGAGGAAAAGGUCCGCCUUCAGCAGCUCGAAAGGAAAGAGAGGGAAUUGAGGGAGAAACUGUUAAGCAACCUCAUGAGCAAGAAAGAAGAGGCAACCGAUUUGAAAAGGAUAGAACUCAAUUCUGACCCUCUGAAAGCAAUUGGGGGUGUUUCCCACUGUGUCACAUCUACCUCAGCCCAGUCCACCUUGGCCAGACCCAUUCAGUGCUAUCAAAGCAGCAUAUCACUUAAUGAAAGUAUGAGUCCUCAGCUGAAAUACCUGAAUGGAAGCUUUCAGGAGGUUGUUCACAUCAAUGACAGAGAGACUGUUUCUGAAGAAAGUAGCUCAGGUGUCCUUUCUUGCAUCCCUGUAAAUCAGCAAUGUAGGAGUACAUUGGAACAUGAGCAGAAGACAUACAAAAAAGACUUAUUGACUGAACAAGACAAGUGUAACAGAGAACCAAGUAAGGGGAAGAGUCAGUCGUACAAAGAUGUGCAUAACCAUCAUAGCAAAGAGAAAACUGAAAAGAACAGGCAUAGGAGAGACUUAAGCAGUGAGGAUGAAAAACACAGAAAAGAUAGACACCACCACAAAAAAUAUGCUGCAAAAAGUAGCAGUCCUUGCCAGAGAAGCUCAAGUCGAGAACAUGCACGAGAGAGGCGAUCCUUUAGUAGGGACAGGGGGCAGGAUAAAAGAGGAGGCAGUCAUGGUCACAAGAGCACAAGCAAGAAACAAAAACACCAGAAGAGAUCUUUGAGCAGUCAAAGAAACUCUUGGAGUAGGUAAUUAAAAUGACUUGGCCUUUUUGUGUAAGGGCUAUCUCAGGCAGGACUGGAAUGGACCCUCUGUGGAAGACGGAGGAAAAGAAACUGAUCAGUUGUUUUACUUGAAUAUAGUUUUAUGGAGCCCAAAUGCAUAUAACCAGGCAUUUUGAAAUUUUCUUUUGUGACUUCUCAUCUGUCAGAUCUCUGCUGGCUUUCUACAGUACCAUGCCUUCUGAACAUUCUUGCUCACACUUUGACUGCCUUUCAUGGCCUUCACUUCUUCUGCUGGGUCCCUUUUUCAGAUACAGCCACAGCACCCUCUUUUUCAGAAACUGGCCUGUGUAUGUUUUGGGAAGGAAACAUGAACUUAAGAAGUAAUUAUGUGCUUGACUCAUACGAACUCAACAAUUCAGUGCAGGAUGUUUUGCUUACCUGAGUUGGUGCUAGAUGUAUCCGUAAAGGCAAACCUGUUUUUACAAAAUGCCGUGAUGGCUCUUGAGGAAUGCAGAUUUGACAGUGUGACCUAGGGCUCAGAUGGUCAUGGUCUUUGAUUCUAUUAUUCAAUGUUUCGGAGUUCUGUUUAAAAUACACAUACACACACUCUUAAGAGUUUAGCAUCUCAGUGAAAGUACACAUGGGUCUGCUGUCGUAUUUGAUGUUCAACUAUUUUGUUCAUACUGUUGGUUGAAAUACCUCUCCUCAUGCAGUUGCACAGACAUCUAUCUUUUGAAAGAGGGGCCUUCCUGCGAAAUUAUUUUUACUUGUAAUGUUCAGGUUCAAAGUUGCUAUUUCUCUUAAGUAUGUUUAUAAUAUCUUUGCUUCUGGAAAUGAAGUUCAGGAAUUUCCAAAAAAGCAAAAAGUUAACAUUGCCGUGCAAAAACCAGCUUUUUUACCAUCUUAUGGUAAAAACACAAAAGCCAUUGCCAGUGAAC